AGGAGUUAAUAGGAAAAAGUCAUUGCGCGUCUCUCUCUCUCUCUCUAUUAUAUCUCUCUGUCCGAAAAACUUCAGUGUCUGAAAAUUUCGUGUAGUUGACGAAGACUAUGAUGACCGGCAACCGAGAUCUCCAGCAACCAAUUUUUUCCUACUAAAACGGUACCGUAUAGAACGAUCUGAAAAACUCCGAUUCAAUGGAAGGUGAUAAAGUAAGCGUUGUAAUUGACCUAUUGAAUGAGAUAGCUAACAUCUCAGACUUCAGACCUAUGGUGAAGAAACAAUAUUGUAAUUUAGCACGAAGAUUGAAGCUGUUGAUCCCUUUGUUUGAAGAGAUUAGGGAUAUGAAAGGUUCAAUCCCUAAGCAUACUUCAAAAGCCAUUAUUUCGUUCAAGGAAGCACUUGAAUCAGCUAGGGAAAUUCUCAGAUUUGGAAGUGAAGGAAGCAAGAUUUUCAUGGUCCUAGAGAGGGACCAGAUUAUGAAUAAUUUCUAUGAGGUGACAGCUCGGUUGGAACAAUCACUGGAUGGAAUUUCCUAUGAUAAACUUGACAUAUCAGAUGAAGUUAAAGAGCAGGUUGACCUGGUUCUUGCUCAGUUCAGAAGAGCCAAAGGGAGAGUUGAUGAUCCGGAUGUCAAGUUGUAUGAGGAUAUCUCAUCCCUUUACACUAAUAGCAAUGAUACAGCUACAGAUCCUGCUCUUUUAAGUCGAUUAGCAGACAAAUUGCAAUUGAUGGGAAUAGCCGAUCUUACACAGGAAUCACUCGCUUUGCAUGAGAUGGUGGCAGCAAGUGGUGGGGAUCCAGGGGCACGCAUUGAGAAGAUGUCAAUGUUAUUGAAGAAGAUAAAGGAUCAUGUGCAAAUAGAAAACCUAGUCAAGGAUGAUGCUGUAAUAGGAAAAACCCUUUCUUCAGGAUUUUACGGACUAGGGGCAAAUGAUAAGAAUCAUCAGGUCCCCACUAUCCCUAGUGAUUUUAAAUGUCCAAUUUCCCUGGAAUUGAUGAAAGAUCCUGUCAUUGUUUCUACUGGACAGACUUAUGAGCGUUCCUGUAUUGAGAAGUGGUUGCAAGACGGUCACGGGACAUGUCCGAAAACACAGCAGAGUCUCACCAGUACCGUUCUCACACCCAACUAUGUCUUACGAAGCCUGAUAGAACAAUGGUGUGAAGCCAAUGGCAUAGAGCCACCAAAACGACCCAGCAGUUCUGAGCCUAGCAAAUCAGCAUCAGCCUGCUCCCCAGCUGAGCGAAGUAAGAUUGAAAGUCUUAUCCAAAAGCUCACAUCUGGCAGUCCUGAAGACCAGAGAUCAGCUGCCGGUGAGAUUCGCCUUCUUGCAAAACGCAAUGCAGAUAACCGUGUAGCUAUUGCUGAAGCUGGUGCAAUACCUCUCCUUGUUGGUCUCCUCUCCGUGCCAGACUCCCGCACUCAAGAGCAUGCUGUGACAGCGCUUUUGAAUCUCUCCAUAUACGAGAGUAACAAAGGAAGCAUUGUAUCUUCAGGAGCAGUUCCCGGCAUAGUUCAUGUGCUGAAGAGAGGAAGCAUGGAAGCCCGGGAAAACGCAGCAGCAACACUUUUCAGCCUUUCAGUUAUCGAUGAAAAUAAGGUUACAAUUGGUUCUUCAGGAGCCAUAUCACCGUUGGUGACACUGCUGAGUGAGGGCACCCAAAGAGGUAAGAAAGAUGCUGCAACAGCACUCUUCAACUUGUGCAUUUACCAGGGAAACAAGGGUAAGGCAGUGAGGGCCGGUGUUAUUCCCACGCUGAUGCGACUGCUGACAGAACCUACUGGUGGAAUGGUGGAUGAAGCAUUGGCCAUUUUAGCAAUUUUGGCUAGUCAUCCCGAUGGAAAAGCUGCCAUUGGUGCUGCAGAGGCAGUGCCAGUUUUGGUAGAGUUUAUUGGGAACGGAUCCCCGAGGAACAAAGAGAAUGCAGCUGCGGUUUUAGUUCACCUUUGUUCUGGAGAUCGACAAUAUCUAGUGCAAGCACAAGAGCUAGGAGUGAUGGCUCCAUUGUUGGAGUUGGCUCAAAAUGGUACAGACAGAGGCAAAAGAAAGGCAACGCAAUUGAUAGAGCGUAUGAGCAGGUUCCGUGAGCAGGAGCUGCAAGAAGUUAUGACACAAAUGGAUCUUCAAGUUCCGAACGAUGAUAUCCAACCACCUUUGAUCAUUAACCUUGAAGACACCUGAAAUAUUUUGUUUAUAUUCCUUAAUGCUUAUUUUGUAUCUUUAAAAAAGUGAUGAAAGAGGCAUCUGUUUGGAGGAAAAGGUGGAAGAUCACCUUCCUGCUCCGCCAAGUUAUUCGUUUGUUUGUUUGUGUGAUAUACAGAGACAUAAUGCAAAAUGCCCUUGAAAGGAGGAAGAAGAGAUCGCCUGACAUGAAAAAUGUAUAAUUGUAACAUGUAAUGAACUAUUCUAAUCAUCCUCGAUAUUUAAUGAAGAGAUGUUUCGUGUAUUGGCCCCAAAAAUUUGUCCAUGUAUUUUUACAUUUGAAAACAUUGAUUUAUAACAUGUUGGCGAUGUUAUAGCUUC
Molecule: messenger RNA, 2522 nt
Organism: Cicer arietinum (chickpea)
Lineage: Eukaryota; Viridiplantae; Streptophyta; Magnoliopsida; Fabales; Fabaceae
Product: U-box domain-containing protein 13-like
Biological process (GO): protein ubiquitination; cell surface receptor signaling pathway
Molecular function (GO): ubiquitin-protein transferase activity; protein binding
Source: RefSeq, a predicted model, not a curated record